Molecule: messenger RNA, 2826 nt
Organism: Cylas formicarius (sweet potato weevil)
Lineage: Eukaryota; Metazoa; Arthropoda; Insecta; Coleoptera; Brentidae
Product: 26S proteasome non-ATPase regulatory subunit 2-like
Exons: 11
Coding region: 217-2730 (837 amino acids)
Biological process (GO): proteasome-mediated ubiquitin-dependent protein catabolic process; regulation of protein catabolic process
Cellular component (GO): proteasome complex; proteasome regulatory particle, base subcomplex; proteasome storage granule
Molecular function (GO): enzyme regulator activity
Source: RefSeq, a predicted model, not a curated record
AACCUCACUGCGUUCAACAAUCAACCUGCCCGCUGACAGAUCCGUUUACAAAUUGGAUGUGGCAUUUUUCGGCAGUAUUUGCCAGAUCCUAUUAAAUUUUAAAGGAAAAAACGACUUCAGUGUGCGAGGAUCUCAGUUUAGAAGGAAAAUGGCACAAAGUACGGGUUAUUGUGCAAAAAUGGCAACGAUAACAAACUGAUCGCCCCUUCUCUUGAAAUGUUGAAAUUCCUGAUUCGGACUUCUACUGCGUCAAUGACAUCGGUACCAAAACCGCUUAAAUAUUUGGCACCGCACUAUGAUCUCUUGAAAGAAACUCACAACCAAAUGACGAACGAUAAUGCAAAACGUGCCUUGGCCGAUGUCAUUUCCGUCUUGGCAUUGGGAACUCUGGGGACCAACGAAACUGAAAACCAUCGCGACUGUCUGAAGUAUUGUCUAAUGGGUACGAUGCAAAAUAUCGGCGAUUGGGGUCAUGAGUACAUCAGUCAAUUAGAAACCGAAAUUGUGCAACAAUGGACCUUAUCCCAUUGUAGCGUGAGCGAUAAAAUGCUAAUGCCGCUUAUUCACGAUAUUGUCCGUUUCAACUGUGACCUUCGAGCAGAAAUUCAAGCAUGCGACCUACUUAUGGAAAUUGAUAAAUUAGCGAUGCUCUCUAAUUACGUUGCAUCGAACAACUAUCAGAAGAUAUGUUCGUAUUUAAGUUCUUGCAUGAAGUAUGUCGAUAAUAUUGAAAGAAAGAAAAUAAUGCAAAUAACUUACGAGCAAUAUAUGAAAUUUGAGGAAUACUCUAGAGCACUUGCCAUAGCCCUCCAAACAGAAAAUUUGGAAUGGGUAAAAGAUGUGUUCACGCAGUGCAAAGACAAAGUUAUCAGAUACCAAUUAGCAUUUAUAUGUGCAAGACAUUUAUAUCCAUUUCAAGCAAAUACCGAUAUGGAAGGUUGUGAUGAGCUAAACAACAUUUUAAACAAUAACUUAUUGAGUUCCUGUUAUCAUAAGCUGGCUCAAGAGUUGGACAUAACGGAGCCAAAAAGUCCUGAAGCAGUUUAUAAGACAUGGUUAGAACCAGUUACUCCACGGCUUCAGAUUUUGGGUGAAAGCUUGGACAGCGCCAAACAAAAUUUAGCUUCGUCGUUUGUGAACGGAUUUGUUAAUGUUGGAUUUGGCACCGACGUUUUGUUGUCUACAGAUAGCGGAAACAAAUGGAUAUAUCGCAACAAAGAGCAGGGUAUGUUGAGUGCUACAGCUUCGUUGGGUCUUGUCCAUUUAUGGGACGUCGAUGGUGGCCUAACUCCUAUCGAUAAGUAUUUAUAUACUUCAGAAGACUACAUUAAAGCCGGGGCUUUGUUGGCACUAGGCAUAGUCAACUGCAAAGUAAGAAAUGAAUGUGAUCCUGCACUCGCCCUUUUAGGAGAUUAUGUUAACAAUGCCAACAAAACUUUGCAAAUUGGUUCGAUCCUCGGAUUAGGACUGGCUUACGCAGGUAGUCAGAGAGAAGAUGUAAUCCAGCAACUUCUUCCUAUAUUAAACCUGACGCGCUCAAUUGAAAUUUUGGCGUUGAUCAGUGUAUCUUGUGGUCUAAUCAGCUUAGGCGGCCACAACAACGACGUCCCAUCUGCCAUUCUAAACAGAAUGAUAGAACUGAUCGACGUGGAUCCCGAAAUAUUCAAAUCUCCGCAUAUGAAAUUAAUGGGAUUUGGUUUGGCAAUAUGUUAUUUUGGCAAACGAGACUUGAUCGAGGUUCCUAAUAACGCGAUCGAAGUAUUUAUGGAACCUUUUAAGUCCACAAUGCAAACCAUGUUGAUUAUGUGUUCGUAUGCGGGCACUGGAGAUGUGCUAAUCGUUCAAAAAUUGCUUCGCAUGAUUGGGGAAAAGGUGCCCAGCACGGAUCCACCGCCAAAAGAAAAAAAUAAACGAAAAAGCAAGAAAGAGGUGUGGGACUAUACAAUGAAUCAAGCCAUGGCGACCCUCGCAGUUGCUGCUGUUUCAUUCGGAGAAGAAAUCGGAAUGGAAAUGGUACAAAGAAUUUUUGGACAUAUGGGAAGAUAUGGGGAACCGUCAGUAAGAAAAGCAGCCCCUCUGGCUAUAGCUUUGAGCUCAAUUUCAAAUCCUCAACUAAGUGUUUUUGAUGUUCUCACAAAAUAUUCACACGAUUCUGACGAUGAUGUAGCUUGCAAUGCCAUUUUCGGGUUGGGGUUGAUUGGCGCGGGAACGAACAAUGCCCGUUUGGCAUCAAAUUUGCGGCAACUGGCUGUAUAUCAUGUAAAAAACCCUAAUCAGCUGUUCAUGGUACGACUAGCACAAGGAUUAGUUCACAUGGGCAAGGGGACUGUGAGUUUAAAUCCUUUGCAUACCGAUAGAAUGCUUCUAGAUCGAGUAGGAAUGACAGGUCUUCUAAUUGUACUCAUAUCGCUUUUGGAGCCCCAGUCUCUUAUCCUGGGUAAAUCUCACUAUUUACUUUACUGUUUGGUGCCAUCGAUUGAACCAAGAUGGUUAUUAACACUGGAUGCAAAUUUGGAAAUUUUACCAACAACGGUACGAGUUGGACAAGCUCUAGAUGUAGUGGGUACAGCAGGUACGCCUAAAACUAUUGCAGGCGUUCGAACUCAUAGCACGCCGGUAUUGCUUAGUACAACUGAAAAAGCAGAACUAGCCAACGACCAGUAUGUUUUUUUUACUCCUACACUCAACGGAAUUUGCGUUUUAAAAGAAAACCCGGCUGCUCAGUUAUAAACAUUAUCCGUUUUUGAAAUACUUAUGAUUUGUUUAAAAUUAGAUUACUAAUUAAAAAUGUUGAUAAAAUACAAAUCUAAAUAAAGGUGAAAUUUA